Molecule: messenger RNA, 571 nt
Organism: Hordeum vulgare subsp. vulgare (domesticated barley)
Lineage: Eukaryota; Viridiplantae; Streptophyta; Magnoliopsida; Poales; Poaceae
Product: reactive oxygen species modulator 1
Exons: 3
Coding region: 73-300 (75 amino acids)
Biological process (GO): protein insertion into mitochondrial inner membrane; protein import into mitochondrial matrix
Cellular component (GO): TIM23 mitochondrial import inner membrane translocase complex
Source: RefSeq, a predicted model, not a curated record
AUUAUACCGAGCAAGAAACAGAAGGGGCCGUGGGGAACGGAGGAGCGCGGCGGCGGCGGCAAGGGAGAAGCGAUGGCGAGGGGCGAUAGCUGCUUGGCGCGCAUCGGCGCCGGAGUCGCAAUCGGCGGCGCGGUCGGCGGAGCCGUCGGUGCUGUUUAUGGGACUUAUGCCGCUAUCAGAUUGAGGGUCCCUGGGUUGCUGAAGAUCAGACACAUCGGACAAGCCACUGUCGGCAGCGCUGCAGUAUUCGGGCUUUUCCUCGGAGCUGGAAGCUUGAUACACUGCGGGAAAAAUUACUAACUCGCGUCAAGUCACCCCUGCUUUUAUUAGGUUUUAAAGGAUUGUCUGCGUAAAGCAUUUGUUUGAUCUUUAAGGAACAUUGGAGUUCUGCUACUAUUUACUCGGUCCUAGCUUUUGAUAUGUUUGCCUUACUGUUGAUGUGGAAAUAAAAUCUUUCGUCAUCUGUAUGAGAGGUAGGUGGUGAAAGCAGGAUUCAUGAGAGAAAACGUUUUGUUGUAUUGAAGUCAUAUGUCAUUCUCAUCAGUAAAAGAAAUAGACCAUUUUCUCCCGA